Suillus subalutaceus is the source of this 896-nucleotide messenger RNA. RefSeq lists its product as uncharacterized. The record is from RefSeq and is a predicted model, not a curated record. Lineage: Eukaryota; Fungi; Basidiomycota; Agaricomycetes; Boletales; Suillaceae. The coding region runs from base 292 to 849 and encodes 185 amino acids. The transcript has a single exon.
CUAUCUUUAUUUGGCCCUUGAUGGUCCGAUGCAUCUCCGCUUUCUCCACUUUUUUACCAGCCUGUCUAUGUCGGACCCUACUCGGAGCAGGUGUCGCACACUUCUCUGUGUUGCGCUCAAGACAUCGAAUGUAUUUGUGGUGCAGCCACAUCUUCCUGACCCACUAAUUUGUACAUAUUGCUCCAAGUCAGUCCAUUUGUACAAAUUGGGGCUGUCGUUCUGCUGCGGAGGCUGUUGCCGGUAAGUUACCGACAUUGUCCCCAUCAACUCGUUCGAUGUCCAUAGACGUGGAUGAAGUAUUGUUUAAUCCUGACAACGUCAGGACUGUAUGCAGGAAUCGUGCGCUCCUGCGUUCCUCCAACCUUCGCAGGGGGUCGUUACGACGAUCCAAGAUGUUAUCUCUUUCCCACCUCAACUUUUCCUGGACGUUGGAAGUGUCCACAUGUCACUCACGACACGAACCACCCAAGAGAUCUCGACAGUCUCACCGUAUCGGAGAAUGAGAGCGGCUAUUGGAUAGCCGAGAUAUCAUUUGGUUUGGCCUUCAGGAUUUUUAGGCAAGUUUUGCUCCUUUAUCGCGCAAUGACUCGGGGAAGUAUUAGAGCCGUCAGGCGCACAAUAAAUGGUGCUGGCGUCUCUUUUCAUAGCCAUGCUAACCAUCGCAGAACAUUACUGAGCUCUUCCUUUUUCCGCCUCACCACUCCCUUUGAACCACCGCACGCUAUCUCAUAUGGCAAUCGGAAGGCGGGACAUUCACCCUCGCAACUCACUUCACUUCUCUUGAGUGAUCCACGAAUGGGGCUGGAGAGCGCUAUUUUUUUCACCCGGAUGCUGAGCAUUGCUGUAUAGUAGCAUCCUUGAUUUGGUAGUGCAAUCCAAUAUAUCUAUUUGUUAUU